Messenger RNA from Ornithodoros turicata, 558 nucleotides. Its product is annotated as salivary cystatin-L2-like. Gene Ontology annotation, molecular function: cysteine-type endopeptidase inhibitor activity. Bases 49 to 546 code for a protein of 165 amino acids. The record is from RefSeq and is a predicted model, not a curated record. Gene Ontology annotation, cellular component: cytoplasm; vesicle. Lineage: Eukaryota; Metazoa; Arthropoda; Arachnida; Ixodida; Argasidae. The transcript has 3 exons.
UGUUAGGGAGGCAUCUCAGUGACGUCAUUGUCCGGUGCAGUUUAUGUUAUGUGGCUGCUGCUACAGAUGUCCACAUUCCAUGUGGUGACUACUGGCAAGAUGGGAGUCGUACGAUUCGUCGUUCCUUUCCUCGUGGUUGCCAACAUCUGCAUUGCUGAGAAAGGCAAGGGCGGAAACUGGAUCGAAAAGCAGGCGUCGAAUCCAUUUUAUUUGGCGCUGGCUCAAAUUGCUGCUUCACAGUCAUCUAAGGACAACAAUCUUCCACACUACUACACGGUCAAAGAGCUUCUUAAAGUUCAAAUGAAGACGGCUCCUGGUGUUACCUACAAGCUGAAGAUGAAGGUAGCGGAAUCCAACUGCACGACCGACACAGCAUACAAUAAGAAGACUUGUACGCCAAAGAGUGGUGCCGAAGACAAGACCUGCACAGCUGUCAUCUACAUUCCUCCAGGGAAGAAGAAUGCGCUUCUCUCUAAAGAGGUAACCUCGUUCAACUGCAAAGGAAGCCGUAAGCAACGCACGAAGGCCAGAAGACCAUCACAAUAAAGCGUUGGCAUA